AUGGUUGGUAGACCUCAAAUCCCCAGUCAUUUGAAGAACAAUAAUAAUACCAGACGUAUUCUGCUUCCAAUACAACCGCAGUUGCCUUAUUUGCAACUUAGUAAUGCCCAGAUGGAAAGAACAAGAGUCGUACCCACAUUAUCGACGUUUUAUGGAGGGAAUCCCAGACAUGAUGAUACGAUCGACACUUUGCAAGCAUUGAUCAGAAAAUACAUCAAUUUGCCCACUAGAAUCAUUGAUGAAAGUGAGUACAAGACCAGCAGAUUCAUAUCCUUUGAAGAUUACUCCAAAUUGAUGGAAUCAGGAACAAGGUUGAAGAUUGCUCAUUAUAAAGAAUUUGUCCUGUUAUUGAACAGAUUAAGAAGCAUAGACACUCAACUUUUACCUCGUGAUGUCAGUGAAACAUUGCAAAAGUAUACCGUUCGUACUGGUGAAGCAUCAACCACAGCUAAUAGUAUGAAAACUUUGGAUAAAUGGGGUAGAGCUAAGGCUGAAGCUAAAAGAAAGAGAUCACGUGCUGGUGUGCAUAUAGUGAAAGGUGACGGUCACGUGAUCGUCAAUGGUUUACAAUUUACCCAAUAUUUCACUAGAGAAAGUGAUCGUCGAAAGAUAGCUUACCCAUUCCAAGUGAUUGGACAAGAAGCUCAAUAUAAUGUGUUUGCUAGAACUAAUGGUGGUGGUGUCAGUGGCCAAGUUGAAGCCAUUAUGUAUGCGAUUUCCAAGGCUUUGGUUGUUUUCAAUCCAUUAUUAAAACCAAGAUUACAUAAAGCAGGAUUGUUAACCAGUGACACUAGAAAGGUUGAAAGAAAGAAGCCUGGUAAGGUUAAGGCUAGAAAAUCACCAACUUGGGUUAAACGUUAG
Molecule: messenger RNA, 861 nt
Organism: Lizanozyma spartinae
Lineage: Eukaryota; Fungi; Ascomycota; Pichiomycetes; Serinales; Debaryomycetaceae
Gene: MRPS9
Product: mitochondrial 37S ribosomal protein uS9m
Exons: 1
Coding region: 1-861 (286 amino acids)
Biological process (GO): translation
Cellular component (GO): ribosome; mitochondrial small ribosomal subunit
Molecular function (GO): structural constituent of ribosome; RNA binding
Source: RefSeq, a predicted model, not a curated record